Pangasianodon hypophthalmus (striped catfish) is the source of this 1819-nucleotide messenger RNA. RefSeq names its product golgin subfamily A member 6-like protein 22. The coding region runs from base 138 to 1757 and encodes 539 amino acids. The record is from RefSeq and is a predicted model, not a curated record. NCBI's taxonomy places the organism in Eukaryota, Metazoa, Chordata, Actinopteri, Siluriformes, Pangasiidae. The transcript has a single exon.
GGUGAUAAAAAGUUCAGACUGAAGUUUCCAGUGAAGCAAAACGUUUCAGACCAAACUUCUUCAUCAGCUGUGUACACACAGUGCUUCUGAGGUUGUAUUGUUUAUUUAUCCUGUAUUUAUAUAACUCACCUGAAGAAAUGGCUGAGUUUGGAAAGGGAAAGUCAAGUAAAGGGAUCCUGCAAAGCAUUCGAGACAGAAUUCGAAUGUGGAAGCAGAAGAGCUUCAGGAAGAAAUUUAAAGCGCAGAGUGUGCAGGAAAGCACAGAGGACGAUGUAGCGAGAGAGAGGGAGGAAUGGAAGAAAGAGAGAGGCGUGGCAGGGCAAAAGAGAGUGGAGGUCAGGUGUGAGUUGAUGGUGAAGGCAGGGCAGCUGGAUUCAGAGGGAGAGCAGCAGCAGGUCGAGUCGGAGAACGAGGGGAAGAAAUGCACUGAACUAGAGAGAGAAAAAACAGAGAUGGAGGCCUGCUGCAUGUGUCAGAAGCUGCUGGAGAAAGACAGCAUGCUGAAAAAAAUGCAAGAGGAAAAGGAAGAGAUGGACAAAAAGAUGAGAGAGCUUGAGAAGGAUAGAGAGAGACUCAGAGAUCUCAGACGGAGGAAGAAAGAGCAGAGAAAUAGUCUGCGUGAAGAAAUGCAGAGAGCUUUAACAGAGUUUAAGAAGGAACAGGAGGAGAAAGAUAGAGCUCAACUGAUGCUCUUGGAGGAUUUAAUGAGAAGGGUUAAGAAUCUGCAACAAGCCCAGGCUCAGAUAAAUGAGGAGAGGGACAUGAGAGAGAGAAAGAGAACGGACGACAGGGAUAAGUUGGUGAUGAAGGUGGGGCAUGUGGUAGCCACGUUUGCUGUAGACAGAGAGCAGCAGGAUAGAGAGGAGGCCGUGCUGGAGAAUGAGAGGAAGAAAUGCGCUGAAAUAGAGAGAGAAAAACGAGAGAUGGUGGCCUCCUGGAGAGAGCAGUGCAGGGUGUGGCUUCAGCAGAUGCAAGAGAAAGACAGCGCGCUGGAUAAAAUACGAGAGGAAAAGGAAGAGAUGGCCAAGAAGUUACAAGAACUUGAGAAGAAAAACGAGAGACAAAAACAUCGCAUAUGGAUGGAGCUGAAUAAUCUGCGAGAAGAAAUGCAGAGAGAUACAAGAGAAAUUAAGAUGGAGCUGGAGGAGAAAAAUCUGGAUCUGGAUCAAACCCAGGCUCAGAUAGAAGAGGAGAAAGAGCAGCUCCAGAACGAAAGACAGAAAGAGCUGCAGCAGAGCGAGACAGAGGCUAGAGAAGCUGAGAUGGAAAGUCUGUCUGAUGCUCAGAUGGAUGCAGAAACGCAGACUGAAGAAGUGGAGGAGCGAGACAACCUGAAGGUGCGAGAGGUGGAGGAGAGGAACCCUGCGCUUCUGCAACACAUCGGUGAGCUCCAGGCUUCCAUCUCACGCUUUGAGGAACGAGAAAAGAUAGCCGAGGCGAUGAGAGAGGUGUUGGAGAAAGAUAAAGAGAGCUGGAAGAAAGAGAGAGAGAACUGGAAGAAAGAGAGAGCGUUCUGGGAGGAAGCAACAGAAAGAUGGGAGAAUGAGAGAAAGAGCUCCGAGAAAGAGAGAGAAAGCUGGGAGAAAGAGCGAGAGAGCUCAAAGAAAGAAAGAGAGAGCUGGGAGAAAGAGAGAAAGAGCUGGGAGAAAGAGAGACAGAACUGGGAAAGAGAGAGAAAGAACUGGGAGAAGGAGAGAAAGAACUUGCUGAGAGAGAGAGACGCGCUGAAAAACAUGUACAUGCCUGUUUGGUUUUAGAGACAGAGCAGUGGCAGCAGGAGAAAGAAAUAUAGAUACAGUUUUAUCAUGUAGAAUAAAUG